Cantharellus anzutake is the source of this 1778-nucleotide messenger RNA. RefSeq lists its product as uncharacterized. The record is from RefSeq and is a predicted model, not a curated record. Gene Ontology annotation, molecular function: protein binding. The transcript is spliced from 7 exons. Bases 81 to 1532 code for a protein of 483 amino acids. NCBI's taxonomy places the organism in Eukaryota, Fungi, Basidiomycota, Agaricomycetes, Cantharellales, Hydnaceae.
AAGCGGAGGGGAAUCCAGAACUCGCCGAAUUCUUGCGAUCUGAUGCUGAUGGCCAAGGCCAAAUACGUUUUCAGAGAAUAAUGGCUUGGGACGUCAUCCUCCAGGAUUGGAGGAAUAGAUACGACGAUUACCGAGUAGGUAUCAAGUCGUUUAACGACACGUUCUGGAAAAACAAAGCGGACGAAUUGAAUGUGGACCGUCGAGAUAUUGUUAAUUCCCCAACACUCUUAGAACUUCGAUCACGCGCAUUAAGACUGGGAAUCAAGCUCACAAACAAGUUGUGGAACGACAAUGUAGCAGAAAUCCUGAUUGAGACUGCAAAAUUAAACAAACGUCGGAUGAACGAGGCAGCUGAGCACACUCGCCAGACGAUGCGGAUGGAGCUGGAGAAGUAUCACAAUUGGCUCAUCGCUGAGGCGACAAGCGGACACCGAUCGACAGGCGCUGGUGAAGGGAGUACGUCUCUCCCAGAAUAUUGCUCCGACACCCAAAUUGUUCCACCGCUCUCAGAGUUCCUUUCCCUACCGGUGAUCUCAGCUUUUCUCUCCAAAAGCUUCUCGAUGAGCACAAGCGAGUCGUGUGAGAGGGACUUUGCAAGGAUCAAGAGAGACCUUUAUGACAAGCUUGGAACCGUGAGGCGAUUGGUAGAUCAACAAAUCGAGUCCUGGGUUACCAAAACAAAAGAUCGAUUAGCUCUCAUCCUCAGCGAAGAUAACAAGACUCUGGUCAAGAACCUCAGGAACAAUACCGUGAACGCGCUUCAUCCAGCUGAUAACCCUACUGCUCUCUUUGCUUGCGCGUGUGCGAAGGAAGAGCCAGCAGCAGUCGUGUCGGAAGCAGGCGGCCGCCUUUCACUCGAAGCCUUUGCACCAACGUUCGGCUCCGAAUGCGUUGGGAUGGAUUUGCGUGCAGUUUGCGCACACCGGUGCCGGCAUAAAUCAAAAACUUGGAGCAUUGACAGGUUCUUUCCUGAUUCUCAAGCGACCCGAGUAAUGCAUUUGGCUUUGGAUGCUGCAGGGAUAGAGGCUUCAAAGCCCUCUGUAAAGAACCAACUGGAAGAACGAAGAAAGAGGUUAAUUUUCGAAUGUUUAACUUGCAAUGCUGGCCAACCAAUAUAUCUCUCUAUUCGGGAUGUGAUACAGCAUGGUCGUCGUCAUCCGGACGAUCUCAAAUUGGUGCUUGUCACUGACUUGGAUGUGCUGAGCCAAGUAAUCCCUACUUUCUCCAAUGCUAAUCGGGGCACAGUUGCACGUCUCAUCAAGGGACGUCGUGACGGUGCUCUGAAGAAGCAAGCUGAUAUGAAGAAGUACGAAUGCAAGCACUGUUCACUAUUUCUCCGAAGAAAGAACCGGAUGCUCCUCUCUUUCAAUGGUCUCAGAUCUCACUUGAAAGCGAAGCACAGCAUUCAGUACGUCCGUGAUGAAGAUCUUAUCGUUCGGACUUGGGAUGCGGACAAUGGCAAGGCAGGGAGAAAUGCCAAGAAAGGAACCAGUCUUAGAGCGGGAAAACUUAGCUUGGAAACCCCUAGAUGAUGGGUGUGCACGAUUGGCCGUUCAGAUGCUAUGGAGAUUGUUUACGAACCAUCCAAAACUUAACCACGACUAUUUUGUGAUGUACUAAACUUGGAACUUCGUGAAGUGUGAGUACUGCUUGUAGUCUGAGGAGUACCUUGGUCUCGACCGUGAUACGCCUGGAAGACCGAGGAGAAAGGCAAAAAGAAAGGGGAGGAAGGGAUGAGGCUCUGCAUAAUGUCACGGAGUCAUAGAGGCUGGAUCGAG